Messenger RNA from Cylindrotheca closterium, 996 nucleotides. The record is from the annotation of a GenBank genome assembly. Lineage: Eukaryota; Bacillariophyta; Bacillariophyceae; Bacillariales; Bacillariaceae.
AUGAAGUUCUCGACCUUCUCCAUUGGCCUUCUUGCUACCUGUGCAUUGCUGCAACCUGCUGUAACUGCUCAAAUCACUUUCGUUGAUGACUGUGACUCUACAACUAUUCAAGAAGAUAGAUGUUGCAUUGCAUCCAAUGGCAUCGAUGUUUGUUCUAAUCUCCCUAGUGUUGACGGCGUUUUCACUGUUUCGAAAGGUUCUUGCACAGGUGGAUUGUACUGUUGUGCUUAUGCGGGAAGCAGUGGAGGAAGCGCGAUCAUUGGUGAAAAUAGUUGCACUCCUGAGCCGGGCUUUGUGGACCCUACAGGAGAAUCGACUACUAAGGACCAAUCUUGCACAUUUGCAGGAAAUACUGAAGGUGACUUUAAAGUAGGAGAUGGUUCUUGCAAAGGUUCGGUAGCAUGUUAUCAAGCUGCACAAGUAAAAGGUAAGGCGGUUGUUGGAAACGGCAGCUGCAAUGCAGGUUUUAGUGCCUGUGCUCGUAUUGGCUAUGGGACUUCAACUGCCAUCAUUGGAGAUGGCAGUUGUAUUAAUUGGCAAGCUUGUAUGGAAGCUGGUCGAGGAGGAUCAGCCGAGAUUGGGACCAACAGUUGUAUUGGUACAAAUGCCUGCUACCAAGUUGGUUGUCACGAAGACGGCAUUGUUGGAGACAAUAGUUGUGUUGGUUUUCAUGCCUGUUUCGGCCUCGGAUCUGCAUCAUAUCAGGACAUCGAUAGAGCAUCGCGAAUUGGGAGCAACUCGUGCAACUGUGACAACUGCUGUUCUUGCCUUGGUCAAGAUGACAAAGUGAAUAUCCCCAACAACUCUUGUAAUGAACUUGAGCUCUCAGAUGGUUCCAAUGGCCCUCAAUGUUGCACGACAGACGCAGCCAGAGGAACUCUUCCCAUAGCGGAUGAUAUUACUGUCACUCCCACCCCCCCGGGUGGAUCGGGUGGUGACAGUGGUCCGACUUUCAACCUUCAAGACUACACAGUCCCAGCACCCGUUUGCGCCAUC